UUAAGCUGAAGUAGCAAGCUGAUGGGUGCUAGCGAAAGUUGUAUCCCUCGUCGUACCAGUGUGGUUUUAGAUAAUUUCUUAUCUCAUGACAUCGUGAACGUGCCGCAUAUCACAUUGCCUCGGAAACCAAAAGUUUAUGAACGAUUUAGCUGGGUAAAGGCUUAGUAGUAUGCAACGCAGAUGAAAACUUGUAGUAACACGGGGAAGUUAAAAGAAGUUCAGGUAGAGCAGAAAAAAAACAGCUUUUCUGAGAUUUAUAGUAACACGCCUGUGAACAUGAUACAACCUUUCGGGAGUUCUUCGGUUUAUCAGCAUUACCAAGACAGUAAAUAUGCCCAGAAGGACAAUAUACCACGCUUAAACCAAUUUAAAAAGGGGAGUUAUAUUUGUGUGAAAGGUCCUGUAGUAAUACUAUGGGUCUUGUGUGUGGUAUCUGUAACUCUUUCAGGCUUCUGCGGCCUCAAACUGUUUCAGUUGCAAGAAAGACUUUCAUCACUGGAAAUCAGGUAUAGACAACUGGAGAUAAAACACAUUCUUAAAAAAGUAGACAGUAAGGUGGAAAAGCGCAUGGAGCAACUCAUGUCAGUUACCAGCCGUAUGAAAAGAGGCACAGAGUUAUUUUCAAAAGCUUCGGAGUGGAUAAGCCCAGACAAGGAGCACUAUAUGGUAAAUUCAAAGCGGAAAGGUGUGAAAAUGGUUGCAGCUGAGUGUAUUUGUCCCGUUGGUGAGCCUGGGCCCAAAGGUGAAAAAGGUCGAAGAGGUCGACGAGGCAAACAUGGAAAACCAGGGCCAAUAGGACCAGCAGGUCCUAUGGGAUCUGUUGGACCUCCUGGAAAACCUGGAUUUCCGGGUGCAAUUGGAAUAGAGGGACCAAAGGGUGAAAAAGGUAUUAAAGGUGAAAAAGGAAAUAAGGGAAGUAGUGGACUUGAUGUACAAGUAACAUCGAAAAUGAAAGGCUUGACUGGAGACCAUUCUGAUAUCAUGAUUAACCAGGAUGUUCUAUUAAUAAAGGGUGAGCCAGGUGAGCCUGGGCCAGCUGGUCCACCAGGACCUCCGGGCCCAACUGGUCUGCCUGGUUUUGAUGGCCAGAUUGGAAUGCCUGGUGAACAAGGACCAAUGGGUGAACCAGGACCCUCUGGCCCCCCUGGACCUGUGGGGCCAGUGGGCAAAGAUGGUCUUCAGGGUCCUAAGGGAGUAAAGGGUGACAAAGGUGAACAAGGCUUGACCACAAUGUUGGAUGGUAAUAAACUUCCCACUGGGUUUAUAGAAGGUCCACCAGGACCUCCUGGACCACCUGGACCUGCUGGGCCACAGGGAAGGAAGGGAGACUCUGGAAUUCCAGGACCACAGGGUAAUCAUGGGGAAAAAGGAGAUAAAGGUGAAAGAGGCAGAAGAGGAAAAAGGGGACUUCCAGGGCGUGAUGGCAUGAAGGGUGAGCAAGGGGAACGAGGGGAGAAGGGUGUAAAAGGUGAACCAGGGCUGCCGGGGACUGAUGGCAUCCCUGGCAUACCGGGUAUAAAGGGUGAAAAAGGAGAUUCUGGGCUACAGGGUGGGAUGGGUAGACGAGGAAAGAAGGGUGACAAAGGAGACAAGGGAGAUCAGGGUGUGCCUGGUCUCGAUGCUCCUUGUCCUCUUGGACCAGAUGGAUUACCUCUACCUGGGUGUGGCUGGACACUGCCUAACGUCGCACCACUAGGUCCCAUACCUCCUAAAUCCCGGAACAUCAAGCCUUGAUAUUGAUCAUAUGGUUAUAUUCCACUGCCAAAGAGAUAUACAGAAUGUUAAGGAGAAUAUUAACCAAGAUAUUGGAAGAGCAGAAAGAAGACCUCGAGUCAUAGCAUCAUAUGUUUCUUACUUGACCGGCCUAAAAAUUAAAUAGAAGGUGAUCCAAUAUGAAGAUUUGUCUAAAAAAAUACUUUCACACUUGACGAUGAAAUAAUGUUUUGCAUUAUUUUAUUUUGUUAAUAGUCGCAAUUAAACAACAUCAUUUCAACAAUUACAGACCUGCGUUGUUUUUGAAAUGGUCGGCCACUGCCUAUUAGAGAAACACUUGUAGAAAAUAUAUUGGUAACUAUACAAUCUACUUAUGCAACGCAAGAGUAGAAGACGAUGUUUCGAAAGUCCUUUCGUCUUCAGGUCAAUUUGUGUUUGUUUUUAUUUCAGUUUGUGACUUUGACUUUUGACUUGGUAGGUAUUUCCGUUUAGAUCAUUUGAGACUGAACUCAGGAAGAAUUCGGGGUCGGAAAAACCGGGGGUGUUCAGAAAAUUGUUUCUUUUCGCCCCAGUCUUAUGUGAGAGUUACAGUUAGCGGCUUUGUAAAAAAAGAAGAAAAAAAAAGAAGAAAAUAUAUGAACUGAAGAGUGAGUUAAAA
This is a messenger RNA of Limulus polyphemus (Atlantic horseshoe crab), 2371 nucleotides long. RefSeq names its product collagen alpha chain CG42342-like. The coding region runs from base 181 to 1734 and encodes 517 amino acids. Lineage: Eukaryota; Metazoa; Arthropoda; Merostomata; Xiphosura; Limulidae. The record is from RefSeq and is a predicted model, not a curated record. The transcript is spliced from 21 exons.